Messenger RNA from Vigna umbellata (rice bean), 1056 nucleotides. The record is from RefSeq and is a predicted model, not a curated record. NCBI's taxonomy places the organism in Eukaryota, Viridiplantae, Streptophyta, Magnoliopsida, Fabales, Fabaceae.
AUGAAUUUUAUCAGCAGUAGGAAUAAUAAUGACAUUGAAAAUAACUCCAACAACGGAGGAGAACAGCCUUCAAGGAGUGUGACUGAAGAAUACACAGUUCAAAACUCAGAAGAUCUAAUCAGCACUGAAGUUAAUCCACAUGGUUGGUCUUUGUUGCCGAAGAGAACAUACGAUUCAAUAAAAGAGAACAAGCCUGAAUCCGAUUGGAGCGAAAUAGACGAUGACACUAUAAAGCAAGAGAGGCCUAGAGGAAACACGUUGCUGCAUAUAGCAGCUCUCUAUGGAAAUGAUAACUGUGUGGAAAAGGUACUUCAAAUUGGUCCACACCUUUUGCUAACAAUAAAUACCAGUGGUGAUACACCACUGCAUGUUGCUGCAAGAGCUGGCAAAAUCUCUACUCUCCGGAAAUUGGUGGCUGCACUUCUACAUUUAGAUCCAAAUUAUGAACAAGCAAAAGAGGCAAUCCUUGUAACUAACAGACAAGGAAAUACUUUCUUUCAUGAGGCCUUAUUGAAUGGUCACAAAGCUGUAAUGAAGAUUUUAGAUUCUUCACCAGGCUUCAAGCAAUUGGUUCAGGAAAUGGUGCUUACUAGUAGAAACCUUAGUGGCAAAUCAGUUUUGCAAUUAGCAAUGGAGAAAGAAAUUGCUGAUGAUUUAUUGACCAGAGUAAUUCCUCGUUACACAGUAUGCGAAGAGUUUGCGGCGAGAGUGGAUAUUCGAAUGGCAAAUGAAAGCACGUCGACGUUCUUACAAAGUCAACGAGCCCUGGCACCACCACCCAUUGAGGCAUUCUUAAAACAGAAUAAAGUAUGCGAAGAGUUUGCGGCGAGAGUGGAUAUUCGAAUGGCAAAUGAAAGCACGUCGACGUUCUUACAAAGUCAACGAGCCCUGGCACCACCACCCAUUGAGGCAUUCUUAAAACAGAAUAAAGAUGAAGGGUCUUUGAAUAGCUAUGGACCUCUAUCUUUUCACAUUGCGGUUGAGAGGUUGAGUCGCUGUGAAGGGUUGACCCUAACGACAUGCGAUGUCGUCAGUGACGCCUUGGGUUUGGCGGAG